GCAAUGCAUUUCUGACACCACUUUAUUUGCACAAUUGCGUGUGAUAAUCAUUUGCACAAUGACUCACCAUUUUAGCUUUACUUGCAGGAUGUUUUCAAUGCACUUUAAUCUCUCUUUGAUGCCAAAAUUAGCCCCAGUGUGAUAAACUCCCUAGUCCAAUGCUCAGACCACUACACCUAUGCUGGCUCUCACAAUUUAGGAAAUGACUGAAGAGACAGCUUUACAGCCUUCCUUUGUCAUCAUCAGCUCUUGCAGAGAAUAUGAAUGUUAAGUCUGGUUUGGCCAUUCCCCAUCUCUGUGUAAUGUUCCUCAGAGCAAGGGAUAAGUCAUUUCUGGUAACAGUCUGCUGGGACAUAGGCCAAGUCAACCAAGAGUUGUGGGCACCAGAAGGAGAAGGAGGGAGGCAUGUAAUCAUCAAAUCAUCAAACAGCAUUUCAAUGCCUUAGGAAGCAGAGACUAACAAUGAAUGCUGCUCCUUCUUCCUUCAGAAAAUCUGCCUUCCUGAUAUGUUUCUUUGUGCUGGGUCUGCUUUGCUGCUUGUUUACUGGCUUCAGUUGCUUCAGCACAAUCUUGGGUGUUUUGUUGUUGUUGUUGUGGUGGUGGUGGUUGUUAGGUAUGUAACAGAUGCAUGCCAUGCCUGUGAUAGCAGGCUGUUGUACAGCCUUGCUGAACAAGAGGCGGGCUCUGCUUCGGAAAUCCGGAAUCGGCACAUAGGAAAAGCACAGACAAAGAGAAGUAAAACAGCGGGGAGGGAGGAAGGAAGCGGUGGGUGCCUAAGGACCACCCAGAGGAGUACCGGGAUCUUUGCCAAGUUGGCAUAAACCUUGACAUCCCCACUUGUAUGCUGAAGACCAGAAGCUUCAUCUUCUAAGUAUCAUAAAUUAGAAGAGCCAAAUGAAUGGUUAUUAAAAAGGUUGAUCCUUGCCAACUGAGAUUUGCUGAUGAUGAAUGGAACAGCCAAUGUGAACGCAACUGGACGUACCCACUAUGCCUCCUCUAUUCCUGUUCCCAGAGCUGCAUCCCACAGCAAGAUACACACUCUGGUGGCAUCGCCAAAAUUACCCCCAAGGCAGAACAGUGUGGGAGCGGUUCCCUCACAGAGGGCACCAUCACCCAGGUCAGGCAAGGGAGUGCUUAGCUCAAGCAGUGGAACUCCCAAAGGAUCCAAGCAGAAGCCCGGUCUCAAGAAAGCAGAGGGACCUGAGAGUCAUGUUGGAAUGGACCUGAUGGAGUCCAAUCUCAGCCAGAGCAUGGUGCCUAGCUGCAAUAGCCCCCGAGGGGUGCAUAAGGCCAGUUCCAGAAAUGCCUGCACAGCUAAGAAAGCUGUUGUACAAGCAACAGAGAGAGUAAAAGAUGUCACAAGACAAGCAGAAGACACUAGCAGCCUAAGUGUCAAGAAGGGUCCUGGGAAGCUUACCACUGCUUCUGAACCUGCAAAAACCUCUCACCUCCCAGGGAAGAGCCCUUCCUAUCUCAGCCUGUAUAGUGAGACUUUGUUGUCCAGGUCUUCAGAGGGACCCACCACAAAGAGGCCACAGAGUUGUCCAGUAAAAGACCAGUGGACCUCAGAAACAAACUGGAAAGGAAGUGGAACAUCCAAAAUGGAGGACAAACCUCAAGUGAUCUCAUUGGAUACAAGCAACCUUAAUAAGGGCCCUGCGCUACACACUGGACCCAUCAGUUUUUCUUCUGUUCCACAGCACAACCAUCCCAUCAUGGCCACUGUAGCCCCUUUUCAUUAUCGGAGACAAAAUGAAAAAGACAGAAACAGUCUUCCUAAGGAAGAACACACAUAUGAAGUGCAGCAGCCUAGUCCUACUGAAGGGCCUGUACCCAGCUUGAGAAUCAUAGAUCCUGAAUCCCAGAGAAAGAGGACAGUGCAGAAUGUACUGGACCUUCGGCAGAACCUGGAAGAGACCAUGUCCAGCUUGCGGGGCUCCCAAGUAACUCACAGCUCACUGGAGAUGACGUGUUAUGACAGUGAUGAAGCCAAUCCCCGCAGCGUGUCCAGCCUGUCAAAUCGUUCUUCUCCCCUCUCCUGGCGCUAUGGUCAGUCCAGCCCACGUCUGCAGGCCGGGGAUGCUCCUUCAGUGGGUGGGGGCUGCCGCUCAGAAGGUACUCCUAGCUGGUACAUGCAUGGGGAACGAGCUCAUUAUUCCCACACCAUGCCCAUGCGCAGCCCCAGCAAGCUCAGCCACAUUUCUCGCCUGGAGCUUGUAGAGUCACUUGAUGCUGAUGACGUCGAUCUCAAGUCUGGGUACAUGAGUGACAGUGACCUAAUGGGCAAGACAAUGACUGAGGAUGAUGAUAUCACCACAGGCUGGGACGAGAGCAGUUCCAUUAGCAGUGGCCUCAGUGAUGCCUCAGACAAUCUCAGCUCAGAAGAAUUCAAUGCCAGCUCCUCCCUCAAUUCACUGCCUUCUACCCCUACAGCUUCUCGCAGGAACUCUGCCAUAGCGCUGCGUACAGACUCUGAGAAGCGAUCACUGGCAGAGAGCGGGCUGAACUGGUACGGUGAGCCAGAGGAGAAAGCUCAGAAGAAGAUGGACUAUGACAGUGGGAGUCUGAAAAUGGAGCACAGUUCCUCCAAAUGGCGACGAGAGCGCUCUGAAAGCUGCGAUGAGGCUCCUGCCAAAGGCGGGGAAUUGAAAAAGCCUGUCAGUUUGGGCCCACCAGGUUCCUUGAAAAAGGGCAAGACUCCCCCUGUAGCAGUGACUUCCCCCAUUACACACACAGCCCAGACUCUCAAAGUGGCAGGUAAACCUGAGGCAAAAGCAACAGACAAGAACAAGUUGUCUGUAAAGAAUGCUGGCCUGCAGCGCUCUUCUUCUGAUGCUGGCAGAGAUCGGAUUUCAGAUGCCAAGAAGCCUCCAUCUGGGCUCACACGAAAUACCACUUCUGGUUCCUUUGGGUACAACAAAAAGCCACCUCCUGCAACUGGCACUGCCACAGUGAUGCAAUCUGGUGGGUCAGCCACACUUGGCAAGAUCCAGAAGAAUUCAAAUAUCCCUGUCAAGCCAGUCAAUGGCAGGAAAACUAGCCUGGAUGUUUCAAAUGCUGCGGAACCUGGUUUUAUGGCCCCUGGGGCCCGCACCAAUAUUCAAUACCGGAGCCUGCCACGCCCAGCCAAAUCUAGCUCCAUGAGUGUGACUGGUGGGCGUAGUGGUCCACGGCCUGUCAGCAGUAGCAUUGACCCCAGCCUCCUCAGCACCAAAGGGGGGAUCUCUGUCUCGCGACUCAAGGAGCCCUCUAAAAUUGGCACAGGUCGAAGCACGCCUGUGCCAGUGAAUCAAACGGACAGAGAGAAAGAGAAAGCCAAAGCCAAAGCUGUGGCACUAGACUCUGACUGUGUCUCACUCAAGAGUAUUGGCUCUCCGGAAAGCACUCCAAAGGCUCAAGGUGGCCACCAGAUCCCUGCCAAAAUGGCUGAGCUGCCACCGACCCCACUCAGGUCAGCUGCCAAAAGCUAUGUAAAAGCCCCUUCUUUGGCCAACUUGGACAAGGUGAACUCCAACAGCCUGGACCUUCCUUCUUCAAGCGAACUCCACCAGAUGCAAGGUGGCAAACUGCAGGAGGCACAUCCAGCUUCAGUGAAUGUGGGCAGCCACCUUACAUCGUGCUUCACUCCAAGCCCCGCUCCAGUCCUUAAUAUUAACUCUGCUAGCUUUUCCCAGGGCCUGGAGCUCAUGGGUGGCUUCAGCAUCCCCAAGGAAACUCGCAUGUACCCAAAGCUUUCAGGCUUACAUAGGAGCAUGGAAUCCUUACAGAUGCCUAUGAGCCUACACAGUGCCUUCUCAGCAGGCAAUACGACAGCUCCUACUGCUUCUCCUACCCCACCUGUUGCUGCUGAAGAGGAGCCCAGUGAGAUGGCCUGGAUGGGAAGCCCCAGAAUCACACAUCUAGAGAGCUCUAACCGUGACCGGAAUACAUUACCGAAGAAGGGACUAAGUAGGUAUCAAGUCCAGUCUCAAGAGGAAGCCAAGGAGAGACGGCACUCCCACACAAUCGGAGGUCUUCAGGAGUCAGAUGACCAAUCUGAACUGCCUUCCCCUCCUGCUGUCUCCAUGCCAUUGGCUGGAAAGGCUCCACUCACUAAUAUUGUGAGUCCCACAGCAACCAACACCCCGAGGAUCACCCGCUCUAACAGCAUUCCUACCCACGACUCCACCUUCGAGCUGUACAACGCCUCCCCUAUGGGCAGCACCCUCUCCCUGGCAGACCGGCCCAAAGGCAUGAUCCGCUCAGGCUCUUUCCGCGACCCUGUGGAUGAUGGUGAGAGUCCUGCACCCAGCCAGGAGGACAAGAGUCUCCUCCUCAGUAAUAAUGUUCAUGGAUCCGUGCUGUCCCUGGCUUCCAGUGCUUCCUCUACCUAUUCCUCAGCUGAGGAGAGGAUGCAGUCUGAGCAAAUCCGUAAACUACGCCGUGAGUUGGAGUCAUCCCAAGAGAAAGUGGCCACGCUGACAUCCCAGCUCUCAGCCAAUGCUAACUUAGUAGCUGCUUUUGAACAGAGCCUGGUGAACAUGACAUCUCGCCUCCGACAGCUUGCAGACACUGCAGAAGAGAAGGACACCGAGCUGCUGGACUUGAGGGAAACUAUUGAUUUCUUAAAGAAAAAGAACUCAGAAGCCCAGGCUGUUAUCCAGGGAGCUCUAAAUGGGACUGACAUCACACCCAAAGAGCUGCGGAUCAAGAGGCAAAACUCCUCAGACAGCAUAUCUAGCCUAAACAGCAUCACCAGCCAUUCCAGCAUUGGCAGUGGCAAGGAUGCAGAUGCCAAGAAGAAGAAAAAGAAAAGCUGGGUGUAUGAGUUAAGAAGUUCUUUCAACAAGGCUUUCAGCAUCAAGAAGGGCCCCAAAUCUGCCUCUUCCUAUUCUGACAUAGAGGAAAUUGCCACCCCAGACUCUUCAGCACCAUCUUCUCCCAAGCUGCAACAUGGAUCCACAGAGACAGCCUCACCCUCCAUCAAAUCUUCCAACUCAUCUUCUGUGGGGAUUGAUACCACUGAGCUCUUCCAGACCAAUGAAGAGGAAGAGCCAGAGAAAAAGGAGGUCUCAGAGCUGCGCUCAGAGCUGUGGGAAAAGGAGAUGAAACUGACCGACAUUCGUCUUGAAGCCCUCAACUCAGCUCACCAACUGGACCAGCUGCGUGAAACUAUGCACAACAUGCAGCUGGAAGUGGAUCUGCUGAAAGCGGAGAAUGACCGGCUGAAGGUGGCUCCUGGGCCCUCCUCUAUGCCAAGCUCUAUCCCCAGCCACGUCUUAAGCUCAACUGCCACCUCUUCCCCCAGGCGAUCUCUAGGGCUCCAGCUUACUCACUCUUUCAGUCCUAGCUUGACUGAUACAGAACUGUCACCAAUGGAUGGCAUCACUGCUGGCACCCAGAAGGACGAGGUGACACUACGAAUUGUAGUGCGCAUGCCACCUCAGCACAUCAUCAAAGGGGACCUGAAGCAGCAGGAGUUUUAUCUGGGCAGUAGUAAACUGAGUGGGAAAUUGGAUUGGAAAAUGCUAGAUGAAGCUGUCUGUCAGGUGUUCAAGGACUAUAUCACCAAGAUGGACCCUGCUCUCACACUGGGGCUCAGCAUUGAAUCUGUCUAUGGCUACAGCAUCAGCCACAUCAAGCGAGUUUUGGAUACAGAGCCACCAGAACUGCCACCUUGUCGACGGGGUGUGACCAGCAUUGCUGUGACAUUGAAGGGCUUGAAAGAAAAGUGUGUGGACAGCUUGGUAUUUGAGACACUUAUCCCCAAGCCCAUGAUGCAGCACUACAUAAGCCUUCUGCUCAAGCACCGACGCCUCAUCCUUUCUGGGCCAAGUGGAACCGGCAAAACCUAUCUGACCAAUCGUCUGGCUGAGUAUUUGGUGGAACGCUCAGGCCGAGAGGUCACUGAUGGUAUUGUCAACACUUUCAACAUGCACCAACAGUCGUGCAAGGAUCUACAGCUUUACCUCUCUAAUCUGGCCAACCAGAUUGAUCGAGAAACAGGGAUAGAUGUGCCAUUGGUCAUUCUCCUUGAUGACCUCAGUGAACCUGGCUCUAUCAGUGAACUUGUUAAUGGAGCACUCACCUGCAAGUACCACAAAUGCCCUUACAUCAUUGGGACAACCAACCAGCCUGUAAAGAUGACUCCAAAUCAUGGUCUCCAUCUCAGCUUCAGGAUGCUGACAUUCUCCAAUAAUGUGGAGCCAGCAAAUGGCUUCCUCGUGCGCUACCUACGCCGGAAGCUGCUUGAGUCUGAUAGUGAUGUCAAUGCCAAUCGAGAAGAGUUAUUACGUGUACUAGACUGGGUGCCUAAGCUUUGGUACCAUUUGCACACCUUCCUGGAGAAGCACAGCACCUCUGACUUCCUCAUUGGUCCUUGUUUCUUCCUUUCAUGCCCAAUUGGUAUAGAGGAUUUCCGAACCUGGUUUAUUGACCUGUGGAAUAAUUCCAUCAUUCCCUACCUUCAGGAAGGAGCAAAGGAUGGGAUCAAGGUGCAUGGGCAGAAAGCAGCCUGGGAGGACCCUGUGGAGUGGGUGCGAGAUACAUUGCCAUGGCCAUCAGCCCAACAAGAUCAAUCAAAGCUCUAUCAUCUUCCCCCACCCAGCAUGGGACCCCAUAGCACUGUUUCACCUCCAGAGGAAAGGAGUGGCAAGGAUUCUACACCUAACUCUCUGGAAUCAGACCCCUUGAUGGCAAUGUUGCUGAAGCUCCAGGAAGCUGCCAACUACAUUGAAUCUCCUGACCGAGAAACCCUUGACCCCAACGUGCAGUCUGCACUCUAAAGAUAACUGGAUCAGGAUGGAACGAAGACUGGAGUGAGCUGGUCUCAGCUGCCUUCGCUCCUAGCUCUUCUUCGUUUUUGUUAUCCAGAACCUGUGGCCUGAACAGAGCACCACAGAGGGUGGGGAGGUGCCCAUCACUUGUUCUGGGACUGUGCAGAUAGAUGGACAAUGAAACUAGAGGCAGUAUGCUACUCCUCUGCAAGAUACUGUCUCCCUCCCCCCAAGACUACAGUGGUGGGAGAAUGACAGUUUUUAGUCUUAGGCUUUCAGCCUUUGUCAUAAACUCCUAGGUGUUGCAGUAUGACCAGGGGGAGGGGCAUUUAUAAAUCUCUCACAUCCAGGGUUCCUGCUGUCAGGGAUCUGGUGUGGGACAGAGACUCUGGAGACCUCCUCACAGAACCAGCCACUGCACUUCUGCAUGGUAAUGCUGGGCUGUAGCCAAGCUUGUGGUUCCCUAAAGCAAGGAUCUUUUUUAUAAAGUGAAGAAAAAGACCCCAGAAAGGAACCCAGUAAGCACUGGAGUGGAAGAGUCACCCCUGCAGCAGAACCAGCUGCUGCCAGAGCUUUUCCCCUCUGGAUGCUGUUCCUCAGCUUUCCUGCCACAGAACCAUGGGCAAAGGCCUAGGACUGUUAACUCUGUCUUUGUACCCUCCUUAUUUAAUCUGCAUGAUGGUUCUUUUACAUUCAGAUUCCCAAUAAACUCGGCUUUGGUUUUUUCCCCCUUCUCCCCCAUUAUUUUAUUUUAGUUAAGCUGGGCCAUUCUGUUUACUCUUGGUUGUCAACAACUGUGUUUCAUUUUGUUUCUAUCCACUUAGCCUUGGUUCCACAUGGAGGAGCCAAAUGAUUUCAUUGUGUUUUUCCCACCAUUCCUUUUCACUUUUUUCUUGGUUUAUCACCCUGUAUAUUCCAUCACUGUGGUCCCUUCACCUUGAAAUUGGUGCUGACUGGAUGACCUCCAAAAACCUCGCCCGCCUUGUGUUUCCUUGCAGCUUGCAUCAGAUGUGCACAGGGUUGAAUCGGCAGCACAACUUUCUCAAAGAGGCACAACUUGCUGAUAGGCUCCAGGUUCUUUUCCAUUCUUUAUCAUUCUAUUCAUAAAAGCACAAGAGACCUACAGGCUAAGAAUGAGGGGAGAAUAUUUCAUUGUAGCUGUCUCUUUGGACAGCAAAACUGUCAAAUGUUUCCUUAACUAAAGCUGUCUCCCAGCUCUGCUCUGCAUACUGAUGGGCUAAUAUGACUCACUUUUUUCCUUGUUCAUUUUGUUUUUGUUUAUAAUCUUCUGCUCACUUUGUAGUGAGAAGAUAGCAGAUUGCCGUUUACCGCCUUAGUUGCAAAAAAAAAAAUGUUUCCUUUGCAUUUAAACAUUACUUCCAUUCCACACUGAAUCUAGGAUUUCAGUUAAUUCAGUGCUUGCAGGCUAUCUGAUUUGAGGGACCUGCAUCACCCCCCUCCCAAUAUACCAGAGACCUGCCAGGAAACAGUUGCAUACAAUUGUGUCUUUGCUGACUGGCAACAGAUAACUCUGGGACCAGCAUUGGUUCAUGGGCCACCACUUUGAGUAGUACUGACUUAGCUGAUUUCCAAAGAUGUAGUUAUCAGUCAGUUGGCCAGCUUUCUCUCAUCCUACUGUCUUCCAAAUGUUUGAGGCUACAACUUUUAUUAUCCCUGACAUUGGCCACUAUAGGUAGGGCUAAUGGGAGUUGUGAUCCCAAACAUCUGAAGGGCAACACUUGAAGAAAGCUAAGCCUUCCAAAUGAAGUAAAUCUCCCCCACUCUCUGGGCACUUUCUAUCUGAGUGCUACAGAGCAAAGCUGUACUCUUAAGUCAAAUCUGUGUUCCUAUAUAGAAUGGUCUGUUUGUAAAGUUGGCAUGCUUUGUCUUUUCAUUACAGACUAAGAUUUGCUUCAAAUGAGUUUUGGUGCAAUUUCUUUGGAAAUGUUUGAGAAGCCCUUUUUACCAAUCUGUUACUUCUCUUUGCAAUUGGAAAGGCAUAUAUGUGUUUCCAGAAGCCCUUUAGCCUAUCCAGCACUAAACAGCAAUUAGGAUUUGUUUUGUUUUGUUUCUGGAUGGAUUCUUUGAAAAUGAAGUUACAGUGACAGGUUAGUAGUUCAAUCUCCUUCCAUACCAAAUUGGCCUGCUGGUGAGCUUUGAAGCUGCUUUUUCCAUCUCCCAAUCUUGGUACAUUACGAAGUUAUUCAUAGUGCAGCUCCCAGCUUUUCCAGAUGGAGUAUCAUAAGGAAUCAAUUCAUACUCCAGAAGAAUAUACAUAGCAUAAUACAGAAGGCAGAAUUUAAACUAUUGGUUUGGCUUUAACAAUGUUUACUCUGCUAAGUGUUCUCUUCUUAUCCAUGGUGAAGUCUUUGUUUACAAGUUUACUAAUGCAGCAAUCAAUGUAGCCAAAAUCCCUUCACUGUUAAUAUGAUAUUUUACUACAUAUGAUAUAGAAUCCAAUUUUCAUUUUAACUGAAUGACUAAUAGCUAGAUCUGUAGAUAAAAUGUACUGUGCCAAAUAUUUCACUCUGAAUUCCUAUAGAUCAUGUUUAGCCCCUGUAUGGUUCUGAACAUAUUUUAGGUCACACUAGCCAUAUGUUCAGAAUUUUCUCUGCAAUUAUGAAGUCUUCAAAGAAUGGUUUUAGAAAACUAGAGUGAAAUUUCUCAGGACUCUAGAAAAUGUGCCAAGUUCUGCAUUUACCUAGUCAACACACAGAAUGUAUAUAGUUUUAGGAGUCCACUUCUCACUUUGCCAUAGUGAGCUUCCUGAAGUCAAAGCCAUUGUGCUUCUCUUAUAACUAUGAUAUUGUGAUGACAAGUGGGACCUGUGACACAAUAGUAGUAUGGAGUUCUGUAGUGGGCUCCUUAGCCAGCCAUGCUUUUUGGUAGGGAUGGAACAAAUAUUCAAAAAUAAUUGAAAAACAUGGGUGGUUUUGUUUGUUUUUCACUAUUGAGAAACUGUUGAGAAACUCUGAAAAACCCUGGACUGAUGAGAAUCUUCACAGUUUGAGACUUAUUCUAUGCAAAGUUCUCAUGUGGCUGUUUUGCACAGAAAACAGCAUUUUCAGAGACGGGAGCAGGAUUUUCUGCACAGACAUUGAGAGCGUUCCAUGCAAUGUAAUUGGAAAUAUUCCACACAAAAUUUACAACUCAUUGAUUUGCACUGAAAACAGCAUUGUCUACACAAGAAAUUAUAUUUCUAGCCAGAAAUACAAUUUUCUGUACAUGAAACAGCAUCUCUUCAAUAUUUCUGAAUAGAUACAUGAUUUCUUGCACAGCAAACAUUUUCAAUGCAAAUCAGCCAUAUGUGAAUUUUGUACAGAAUAAGUCCCAAAUUAUAAAUAGGCUUCAAAAACUGCCUGGUUUUUUUUUUAAGUAUUUAAAAAUCAGGAAGAAAAUUGCUAUAAUUAUUCAUUGCCUCCUUCAAGAAAAUGUGAUUAAUUACAUCCCUAAUCUGUGGUAGAAUACUCCAUUCCCACAUCAACUUUUCUCUAUCACUCCUAACCUGUACGCAGUAUUCUGUGCUCAUUGAACAUGAUCUUGUGUUUUGAUAAGCUAAGGACCCUAUUAAGUUUUGUUGGUUUGGAAUUUAUGUAAAAGUCUGAGUUAAUCUGAGCCUUCUGCUUCUCUUGUGCAUGGCUGAUAGAACCCUUUUUUGAAAAAGAAAUUGCCAAUUUUGGUAUUUAAUAAAUGUGUAGCCAACCUAGUGCAGAUGCCCAAUUAUAAAAAAACUGCAAAUGUUUCUGCCAUGCCUGAUGAACAGGAACAAAGGGGGCCUUUAGGCCAGGAGACUGCUGAGACUUACUGCUAGUCAACCAGCCUUUCUGGCGGUGGCCUGCCAACUGCUUCUGGGUUCAACAGCUGUGAAACAAAUGCCAGAUACAAGGGUUUCUAUGUGUACUUUGGUAACUGCAUGAAGAUGAUGGCAGCCUUCAGUAGCUACAGAGAAGAAAGAAUUUUAGCAGGUGUUGUUUAUCAUUGCAAGCCUCACCUGUUGAAAUUCCCUCUUCCACCCACUGACCAAAGCUACAGGACAGAACACUGUCCUAUUUUUUCCCACUUGGUCACCCUAGUGUAAACGGUAGUAAUUCAUUUGGAUGGUGCUAUCUCAUGCUUAAGAGACAUGCUGAUAGGGUUGGCCAGUACCAUGGUAAUUAAAUUUCAUGUAAUGGAAAUAAAUAAGUUGAGGAUUCAAUGGAAGAUUUUCAGUGCUUUCCUUGAGUCUUGACCUACAUGACAAAGCAACUUGUCAAAAGAUAGGGGUUUAUAUUAGAAGAUAUAAAAGGGACAUGCUUAGCACUGUUUCUUAUGUGCAACCUCUGCUCUCCCCUCCACCCCAUUUGCACCCACCUCAUGCUUCUAAUAACCAUUGGGCCAACUAUAUAUGCCUGCUGUAUAUUUUCAAAACUGCUUCACAAUCAGCUUAACUAUCAUCAAAGUACUGAGUGCACUACACUACCUGAAUGCACUACAUAACCAUCACCCCAGCUUGGUACUAUAUAUAUCUGUUUUAUUGCAACUACUACCCUCUUUAGUCAAUAGUCACAUGGCCUCAGAAUGGUGGCAGUUGUCCAUAUUUAGAGGAUACCAGGUUGAAGAGACUGUGCUACAGAAUGGUUUCCCAGGUAUAGUGUUGAUUUGCUCAGACUCCAACAGAGUUGUAAUAUCCGCUGAACCUUUUCAAGACCUAUCUGUCCUUGAGGCAAAAUAUCUUAGAUUGGCUGCUAGCCUUCAUGUUUGUCUAUUCUGAAUCAAUCUGUAACUGUCAGUCAUAUCUUGCCAGCAUGGUAGUGCUGCUGGCUAAGAGAGUAUCCUAGCAGAUGGUGGUCUACCCAGAGGGCAAGGAAGUGUGGCAGGUUUUUAUUGUCUGUUUGCAUUUUCUUCACCAGCCUCAUGCACAAGUAGAGUAAAUGAGUGGAUAAGAGGUGGGGCUUGUUAAGCACUGCAAAGCACUAUGUUCUAUCAUUAUGAGGAUGAAUAUUCAUGGCAAAUGUGUAACCUUUGGAGGAACAGCUCUUGUGCUUUGGAUAGAAGUUGUGCUGCUCUCAAACUGUGAAACUCUGAGCAAAAAUGCAAUUUGAAUAACUGGACUAUAGAGAUAUCCAUGGUCCUGAAACUGCCUUAAUGUCACAAUUGCAAGAAAGGGCAGUGGGUGGUGGAACUGGCAAAUCUUGUUGUUUUCUGACAACAGGAAGAAGCUGUGGUGGCCUUGUUAACCCAGCCCAGGAUAAAUUCUAGAUUUCCCAUCUUUAGUUCAAAGAGAAGGCAGGGACACAUUUAAUGCUUUCGGAAUCAGGCCUGUUGUUCCCAUUGCUGACAGUGUUGUUUGGAAUUAUUUAAAGGGAUGAUGCAUAAAAAAGCCUGGCAAGUGUCUUUCACCCUAAGACCCAGUGUACAAAUUGGACCUUGCUUUCCUGUCUACCUACCCAACUGCAGGUAGUUACGGAUCUUCUCAUUCCUUUGCUAGGGAGACAUUUCAUUUGUAGAGAGGAUAGGAUUAGCCAGGCAUUGAUCCCAUUUUAAGAGUGGAAUAGAUCUCUUAUCAGAAAUGUUACUCCUUUUUUAAAAAAAACAUCUGUCCCUUGGGCUGGAAUAAAGAGUGCUACCCAUCCAGUUCAAUGUUUUAUUAUUCUGAGCUAGUUUUUCUAUUGCCAUUAUGCAGCUAGUCCAGCUAACAGACCUCAGGAAAUCAGAACUUUGGGUUACACCUUAGGAAGAGGCAGGGAUUUUGCAUCUCUGUUGGAAUGCCAGAAAAAUUCUUGACUUUGCCUUCAAAAGACAAGGAACCAUUUGUCCAGGCUGCCAGGUUUUAGAUCAGGAAUGCUUCAAAUCUGGUUCCCUUUCCACCCCAAAAAAAGAAUUAAGAUGAUCAGAAGGGAAAGGACUAUUUCUUUCUAAAUCUUUCUGUAAAAUGUAAACACUGUAACUAGACUCCCAACAGGCUCACAUCCUCCCCUGGCUGCCUCUCACCAUUCCACAGCUGAAGGAAAUCUCCCUCACACACAGUGGCAGUGGCAGGCUCCAUAUUUUUUAGUUGUUAGAGCUACACCCUAACCACUAAAAGAGUCAGCUCCUGCUGUCUAGGGCAGAAAGGGGUGUACACCUCUGCUUUUGCCCCAUUCCCAAAUACCCCCUCUCUCCCCCUUCUUAGGUAAGCACUAUUGAGAUUACCCCCUAGCUUUGGCUGGUUUUAAAAAAAAACAACUAGCUUGUGAAGCUGUGAUGGCAGAGGGCAUGCUAGUUUGGCUGUAGGCAUGGCUCCAUCUUUGUGUUGGGAAUAUUUUCCUGCUAAAUGUGUGACGCUUAUGUGUUGAUCCAGCUCACUGAACAGGCAACAGUAAGGUCCAUAGAUUUGCAAUGAACCAAGAAAAACAUGUAAGACAUCCAGUUUCUGAAAUAUGGGAGUGGGACAGGCUUCUGCCCAUGUUUCUACUUCUUUCUUUACUAAUGAUGUUGACCAUGCAUACCUUGUGAGUUUCUUCCCCUCAGACAUUUCCUAUAUUAGACUUCUCUGCUUUGAUUUACUUUGCUGAUUUUCAGACAGUUUUCUGUCCUAUUACAUACAGUUAUGAAUAGACAGUCUAGCUAUGGACUUGAAUUUCCUCAAGACCACCAAGCACAUGGCAAAUAUGAGCAUUUGCACCUUUGAUCUGAAUAGUUCCACCUGAAGCUUGAAAUACCUUAUCAGACUAUCUACUCCUGAGCUGAGGAUUUUAGGUGUUUCCAAACUUAGUUCCACCCCACCUUUGCAUUGUAUGUUCAGGUGAGAAACAUUUUAACAUGCACUUGAGGCUCUGGGUCCAAUCCUAGUCCCUAAUGAAUAUUCCAAAAAGGCCUUCCAACCCACGUGAAGGCUCUAUCAUCUUGCUCAUUGGGAACUGAUUUUAGAAGACAUCAAGCAAACUUGUAAAUGAUAUCACACCAUCCAGCCUUUAUUAGUAUCAAGCAAUGUGCUGCCACUUACCAGAGAGCUUGAACUAAACCUAAUCUACCACAAAGCAGUUGCUUGGCACAACAAAAGCCAGAGAAUACUAUACGUUUCUAUCGCUGAAUUAUAUGCAGGGAUCAUAAAAUCAAGCCUUUUUGUUGUAAAAACAAACAAACACAAAAUCUCCUCUUGCCUCCCAUACUCCCCCUUGGUGUAAAAGUAUCCUAUGCUCAGAGCAGGCAGUGCCUCAUCUGACAGGAGUGAAAUGAGACACUUGCUUGGACCAAAAGCUGAUGGUGCUUUAGUGAGCAAAGGCAGGUUACUGUGCUAUUCACAAUGUGCUUGUAACAACUUUGUCAAAGACAGCUUCAUGCAAGAGGUGUGCUGGAAGUUCUAGCCAACUGACCUGUGCAGAUUUAAGGUGCUUUGUUUCUCUUUGUAUAUCUGUACAUAUGUACAUAUAUAUUCCUUUUUUUAUGUAAUUGAAGCUUUGGAGCUGUUAGUAUACAAUGGAGUCCAGCAGUUGAUAUAAGAGGCUUGGACCAUGUGCUCUCUGGUUGGUAUAAGGCAUAAAAAUAAGUUGAAGCUGGUCCAGUCAAGGUUGGAUACUUAAUAUUCCCAGAUAAACACUCUGCUGUACUCAAACACAUAGGUGCUACAAAUGUAACAGUUCCUCAGAUGCUUUAAAAGCAUUGGGCAGAGUGAUCCUGUUGUGAGUGGGGUGAGAGGUGGUGCUAUGGUAAAGUAACUUCCUCAUCCAAAAUUUCACCAGUUUUCUGCAAAGGUGGGGGGAAAAUAUUUUUGAGCACAGGUCCCAUCAUCCACACUCACUGUCCAUUUGGUCAUUGGCUGACUAUGGUCAGCACAUUGGACCAGACUACUUUGGGAAAACAGAUCAUUGAAAACUGCUUGCUAAAGUUCAUAUUGCAAAUGUCCUCCUUCCUUAAUGGUUGUGCUCUGCUGAGAAUGGUACAAAAGACUUGAUCUCUAUUUUUCUCCAGAGUCCUCCUAUCAGGUUGCAGUUGUCCUGAAUCAGCAUGGAAAGAGGAAGAAAAGUUCAGUUGGAACAUUUUUUUCUUUCCAUUAUUAUUAGAGUUGUAUCAUAAUAAAACAUCCUAAAUUGAAAGACAUGUACCUGAUAAGCAACAAGGAAGGAGAUGGAGGGACCCAAAAGAGGUAAAUGGAUUUGUAAUGCACAAAUAAACAGAGAAAAUACAGUCAAAAUCCAAUUGGAGCUGGAAUGUAGAUAGGUAGAAUUAAUGGACUUCUUUCAAAUUAGUGCUUCUUUACGACUAGGUUCACUUUUCUUCCAUAACAAUAGUCUCUGGUCAUUUAUUGCUGACCAGUUGCACCAAAGACCAGGAUUUUGCUUUGUGUGGUAGCUGCACAUCUGCUUCUUUCUCUGUGGAUCUUCCUUUGCUAAUAAGUAUUCCCAAACAGUGUUGCAUUUCUGAAGCGAAACAGACGGGGAAGCAACAAGGAUGUUCGUCCCAUGUGCUUCAUUGUCCAUUCCAAUCUUUGUUAGUCAUACUGCUGUUUAAGUUUACAGGUCAGACUAUUUCAAAACUGUAGAUAAAUCUAUGAGCCUCAUAGAUGAUGAGUCCUGAGAGACUAACUAUCUCACUCUAUUUGGAGACAUGCUUGUAGCCUGGUCAGAAAGAAGGCCCAGCUAAUUCUGCUGAAUGUAUAUUCAGUUCUGCCUAGCACUGCAACAGAGAUUGCCUUAAACCAGCCAAGGGUAUGAUAUUUGCCAUGUGCACAACCUAAUAGGUUUCUCUGCCAUCUUGUCCAGUUAGGCCCUAUUUCUGUGUCUGGUGCUUUCUCUCUCUCUCUCUCGCUCUCUCUCUCGCUCUCUUUUUGCUCCUUCCCUUCCUGUGUGGUUUGUUCUUCCUAGUUGGUUUUCUUCAAAUUACAAUGUUUUCGCUGAGCACCCCAUCCUAACCUUGAGCACCCUACUAUAAUUGGGGCUAUUUUGCACAGUGAUGUACAAGAUGUCAAACCUUGUGCUGGGUUUGACAUAAGGUUCCUCAUUUGCCUUUUUUCUGUUUUGCUCUUGUAGGACAAGGCAUUGUAAAUAACCUGUAACUGAACAGCCUGGAUGAGUCUAGGGGACCAGCCAUGGGGGGCUGGACCCAGUGUCUGUGAUUUAUCAUGCUGAGUUUGGUUUUGGGGGGGGGGAUUUGUACUAAGUGUGAGUAACUGUGCUGUGCUGACUAAUUUUUGAUUGUAUGAUGAUAAUGUACACCUCCCAGCAGUUGCUAUAGGCCAGUGGGAGAUGGUGGGAGCAAAACACCUUCUUACAAAGGCACGUGGCCUGCCCUGGUUCUCAUACUGCUUGUGCUGCAUUUGCUUAAUGCUUUUCACUAACUUGAUAGUGAAGAGGCUGACAGGGAUAGCUCAAGUUAGGUUGAUGCAAGAUAUUUUUUUUUAAAGUUAGUAACUUCUACAUAGCUCAAUCUCUGGACUAGUUGUCAUAAUGAAGUUUCCAUGGUAGAAAAGCACCUCCUAUAGCACUAAGUCUAGAUAAGUGGGGUGAAGCGCUGUGACCCAAUCUUUACAUAAGCUUACAGUUUUGAGGGGCAUGGAUUUCUUUUUUGGAACUAGAAUGGGUUAUAGUGAAUUAAGGAGUGGACACAAAGUAAUCUUAAAUGUUCUCAUUCCAUUCUUAUGCACAAAGACUGGUCCCUUUUGUUUAUCAUGGCAAACAGCCAUUAAUAGUAAGUAAACUGUAGGAUGACUGUAGGUAAAAGACAAGGUUAUCUCCUAUUUUAGAGAGCCAUUUGUUUACAUAAUUGUAUGGAAUAAUGAAACCUCCCAUGGCUUAAUGUAGUCUGAGCCUUCUAUGAAAAACAAGCCUAAUGUCUACACUCUGCAGAAGAUGAAAACUUGAAUAGAUACUGCUCCCAGUAGAAAAAGGGGUGGAGGAAAUGUGUGGUCUUCUAGGAGUUUGUUGAACUUCAACUCCCACAAUCCUAGCCACCAUAGCCAAUGGCAAGGAACCAUACAUGUAGACAGCAACAUCUGGAGGGCCAUAAAUUGCCCAUCUUGCAGUAGAGGAAAACAGCCAUCUUAAAUUCAAAUCUUCUCUAUUUCUCAUACCACAUGUUAGCCUAAUAAUGAAUUAAAUUCCAUUUUUCUCUGAUCAGUUCAACUUAAGGUAUUUUCCACCCAGAGCAAUUUGGUGUGCUAUAGUGCAAGUCUAUACAUAAGCCAUGUUGGAUUUAAGUGGCAAAUUGUGUCUUAUGCAGAACAUUUCCAAGAUCAGUCUGCUAUUGUAAGACUAGCUGAAAACAAACAUGUCCAGAGAGAGAAGUGGAGAGAAAGGAGUUUGAACUAGACUACCACUCUUUAGAAAGAUUCCAGAACCAAUAGUAGUGGGAUUUUUUCCCCCUUUCCCAAGUGGAAAUUUCAGUCUUCAUGCAGAAUAAUCUUGUUGCAUACAGCAUCAAUAUACUGCAUCUUGUUGCUUCCCAAAGGCUUGCUCAGAAUGAACCUGCAAGCUUUGAGGGUCUCUAUGAAUUCUAGCUUUAUGAUAUUUUUUCAGUGACCAGAGAAGGAAGGCUUCAGUUGCACUCUUGACAUAUUUCCUGUUGCAAAUUGGCAAAGGCCAAUUCAGUGUAAGACUGUGAGGUCAGAUAUUCAGAUAUAUCACCAUUUUUGUUGUUGUUGAAAAGUUGCAGUCUUCAGUAUAUUCCCACUAAAAGUGUAAAUGAUAUUGUGAGUUGAAGGCUUGAUGAAGGAGGUGUGCCCUCUUUAGAGAAAGGAAGAUAAUCAAAUACAGAUCAAUAGGCCUGGUUUCUGGACAGUAUGGAUUUAUGACUACAUGUCACCUAGUGAGCAGGCUUAUUUGAGGAGAGAUAAAUUGUAAGUUAAAAGAAGCAUCUUGAUUUGGUCCUGGAAGCAAAUUGGCAACCAGUUUGUCUGGCAGAAUAUGAGUCUUGCCUCCAAGAAUAGCAACAACUUUGAAUACUAGGUUUAGGAUGGAUCACUAGAUAAGAUCAGGGUGACCUGUUCAGAAGAGGAAAGUGCUCCCUGUAUGACAGGGACUAGGCAACAUAUGGCUUACACAUCACAUGUACACACUCCCAUCUGUUUUUUGCCUUUCCCCAGGCCUGGGUUCUUGCUACUGCUGGAUUUGCCACCAGGCUGCAGUGAAAAAGGCACUGCCUUUACUUUUCAACUGCUUUUAGCAUGUCCCAACUUUUACUUUAAAGCAAGCUAUGCUCUUCCCACAUCUUCCUCCCCUCCCAAAACACACACACACACACACCUUCUCACAGGGACACACACAUUAACAAAACUGCUCUAUGCUGGUGCGUAGUCUAUCUACUAGGUCUGCUUACUCUGACUGGGAGCAUAUUUCCCAUGUCUUCCAGCUUCAGCUGUGUUUUCUGAGAUCCAUUUUAAUCCAGGUCCCACUUGAUGUGCCAAGGAUUAGGCACCUACCACAAGAAACACAAAUAUUCUACCUGAGCUGUGGUAGUUAUGCUCUUCUAUGGACCCUUGUGGCUGCAAAUACAAAGCAACUCAGUUUGAUUCCCUUCUCCUUCAUGCAGCUUGGUAUCCAGACAGGAAAAAGUGCACUGGACAAGAGCUAGAGCUCAGAUAAUUUUCUUUCUUGGGCAAUCAUCCUCAGAUUCUCUCAGUCAUUAUGGCAGCUCCUGAGUAAGUUUCCCAACUUUUGGCAAGAUCCUAUUAUUUAGCCUAAGCAGCAGAAACCCACACCAGUACAGAGAAUUAACUAGGUAAAUACCAAAUAAAUUAGGUUGGGUCUCAAUAGCUUUUGAGUUAUUUUGCAGCAAAUGCAGCACUGGAGGGGUGGGGGGCAGAGACUGGCCUGCCUUUGUUGCUAUCCUAUCUUCAACCCUAAAAUGCAAAUUUAAUUAGUUUUUUAAAUGGGGAAUUCGGGAACAUCAUCCAUCUGAUCAUGAAACUCUGAAGGGCAAAGUUGGAUGGACCCUAGUGGCUCCUCUCAGGAGCAUUGGUGCUAAGUUGCAGGGGGUUUCAGUCCCAUGGAAAGCUAGAAGGAGGCUGCUGGAAGACUGAUAAUUGCACUAAUUCAUCAAUCCAUCAGCAAACGUAGCAUCCCUUCCCCACUGUCCCUGCCAAAGACAUACCACCCUUCUACUCUUGCCAGGUCAUGAAGGUCUUGGCAUGGGGUGAAGCUGGGAUAGCACUGAACUCUAGGGUCUCCUUGGCUCAUUAGCUACUGCUGACUGGUGGUCCAAACCUUAAAAUUUUAGCUUUUUUUCUAAUUCCAAUGCAUUUUUAAUUAAGAAAAGUUGGGGGUGGGUUUCCUGUUUUAGAAGACCUAUGUACUUAACAGAUCCUGUGUUUCUUAACUGCAUGGUAUUCCUUUCAGGGGGUUUUAUAGCACUUUUUAAAUUUCUUGAAAGAUUUUUGCUCCCAGUUUCUACACUAUGUUCUUUCUUGCUUCUUGGUCUCUCCUGUCCUCCAACCUUUUUUAAGUUCAGUUUCUUCUCUUCUUUUUGAUUUCUCAAGAACAGUCAUUUGUAAACCUACAAUCUGUUUUAUACCUGAUGUAGACAAAAAAAAAAAAAAUGAAAUCAAAAAUUCCAGAUGUUGUACAUAUCUGCGGAAACAAUCACAGGGAACAACUGCCAUCUGGACUGUUUCCAACCCAAACCAUUUGUACUUAUGGUAAAAGAAAAAGAAGCCAGGAGAAGGCUUUUAAAACAAAAACAAAAGAAUUAAAAUAAUAAAAAUUGAAAAAACCCCAAGCAAAAUACAGUGCUCUUCGCCACCUCAUCUGUCUUUACCGAGCUGCUCAUUCCAUGCAGCAUGUUUCUUCUGGGUGUGUUGGUCUGUCUUUACACCAUUUGAAGUUUAAAUAAAGUUAUCUCCUGUGUU
Molecule: messenger RNA, 19554 nt
Organism: Sceloporus undulatus (fence lizard)
Lineage: Eukaryota; Metazoa; Chordata; Lepidosauria; Squamata; Phrynosomatidae
Gene: NAV1
Product: neuron navigator 1
Exons: 32
Coding region: 942-6764 (1940 amino acids)
Biological process (GO): nervous system development; microtubule bundle formation; neurogenesis
Cellular component (GO): axon initial segment; microtubule cytoskeleton
Molecular function (GO): ATP hydrolysis activity
Source: RefSeq, a predicted model, not a curated record